Molecule: messenger RNA, 1251 nt
Organism: Aspergillus brunneoviolaceus CBS 621.78
Lineage: Eukaryota; Fungi; Ascomycota; Eurotiomycetes; Eurotiales; Aspergillaceae
Product: class II aldolase/adducin domain protein
Exons: 5
Coding region: 120-1052 (310 amino acids)
Cellular component (GO): cytoskeleton
Molecular function (GO): actin filament binding
Source: RefSeq, a predicted model, not a curated record
GUCAAAGUCAAAAAACAGGUAAUAAAACCAUUCGAUACCCCUCGUUGAGACCUGACAAUUGUCAUAGUCUUUCUCAUAGCUCAUAUCUACUUCAUAGCUCCCAUAAUUUGACCCAGAAAAUGUCCACGACCAUUACCCAGGCUCCCCAGGCGGAACAACGCACCCUCCCCAUCGUUGCCGCCCCCGCCGCCGUCAACAACAACAACUUCCACCCCGGCGAUGCCGCCAACGAUAAGGCCUUCCAGGCCCUGGCGCGGGGUACACGUAGUGGCACCCUCAAGCUGCGGGGGAUCCCCACAUUCACCGAUGUCUAUGCCCAGCGGCAGUGGAUGAAGGAGCACAUGGCCGCGGCCUUUCGAUACUUUGGCAAGAAGGGCUACGGCGACGGAGUGUCGGGCCAUAUCUCCAUGCGAGAUCCCAUCCUAAAAGACCACUUCUGGAUGAACCCCUUCGCCAAACACUUCUCAACCAUCAAGGCCUCGGACCUAGUAUUGGUAGAUGCGGACGGAUAUGUCACCGAGGGCGGCGCCCAGCUGCCCAUCAACGAGGCCGGGUUCAUGAUUCACUCGGAGAUCCACAAGGCGCGGCCGGAUGUGAUCGCCGCGGCGCAUACGCAUUCCGUGUAUGGGAAGACGUGGAGUGCGUUCGGGAAGCCGGUGGAGAUGUUGACGCAGGAUGCAUGCAACUUCUUCGGCCGACUCAGUGUGUACGAUGAUCAUGGCGGUAUUGCUCUUGCUCAGGAUGAGGGACGGCAGAUAGCCGAGGCGCUGGGGAAGGAGAAUUUGGCGUGUAUUCUGCAGAAUCACGGUCUUCUGACCGUGGGUCGGACGGUCGAUGAGGCGGCUUUCCUCUUUUCGAGCUUGGAUAAUGCCUGUUAUUCGCAGCUGUUGGCGGAUGCGGCUGCUGCGACCGGGGUCCAGAAGAAGAUCAUCUCCGAUGAGGUGGCGAAGUAUACGGCCGAUGCUGUGCAGGGCGCGCAUAACUUCUACACGGAGUUCCAACCGGAGUUUGAGCUGAUUGUCGAGGAGACUAGUGGGAGAGUUCUACAGUAGGGGUGCUCUUGUGGGGGGUGAAUUUGCCUGGUGCAGGGGUACCGGAGUGUGUAUAUCGAGUAUGUCGCGACUUCAAUGCUGAAGAUGGAUCGAAUUGAUUAUCGAUUUAACAAACCCAUGGGGCUCUUGAUUGUUGGUGGGAGGGAGCUGCAUUUGCCAUGGCCAGGAACAGUAUUCACAUAUCUAUAUUGAAGGGCAA